Messenger RNA from Capsicum annuum, 2281 nucleotides. Its product is annotated as RNA-binding NOB1-like protein. NCBI's taxonomy places the organism in Eukaryota, Viridiplantae, Streptophyta, Magnoliopsida, Solanales, Solanaceae. Gene Ontology annotation, molecular function: RNA endonuclease activity. Gene Ontology annotation, biological process: maturation of SSU-rRNA. The transcript is spliced from 5 exons. The coding region runs from base 89 to 1996 and encodes 635 amino acids. Gene Ontology annotation, cellular component: preribosome, small subunit precursor. The record is from RefSeq and is a predicted model, not a curated record.
AUUAGAUUAACACGACGUCGUUUCGCCCUUCUUCUCUUUUCUUUCAACUUCUUUUUAACAAACUUUUUAGGGUUUUAGCUCCACAACAAUGGAUACUCAGCCGCCACCAUGUUGGAGCACCAUACUCAAACAACCGCCGCCGCCGCCACAAAAUCCGGCCACCGUCACCGCAGACGCAGCUUCCGGAGCCACCACUGCUGCGGUGGCGUCAGCUACCGGAGUUUUAGUCGGGAGAUGUAAGUCAACGAAAGGAAUAGCUGUGGCUGUAGUAGACGCAAACGCGAUAAUUCAAGGCGGAGAUAAGCUCAAUCAUUCAGCUGAUCGAUUCGUUUCGGUACCUGAAGUGUUGUUGGAGAUUCGUGAUGAGAACUCUCGUCACUCGCUUAAUUUUCUUCCGUUUACUGUUGAUACGCUGGAGCCUUCUCCCGAUUCUCUCAAAAAAGUUAUCAGCUUUGCAAGGGCUACUGGUGAUUUGCACACACUUUCUGAUGUGGAUCUCAAGCUCAUUGCGUUAACUUACACCUUGGAGGCUCAAUUUCAUGGAACUCAACAUCUCCGAGAUUGUCCUCCACCUAUUCACACGGUUAAUGUGAAAAGGUUGCCAGAGAAGGAGUUGCCUGGAUGGGGCGCUAACGUCCCUAAUCCAGAAGAAUGGGAAGCAAUAGAACAUGCACUUGAUGAAGGAGCAAACACCACCUCUAGAAUUCUUCCGUUGAAAGAUUUGAGCUUGAAUGUUAUUCCUCUUGAUCAACAAAGCAGUAGAGAUGGUUCUGUUGUGAAUGGUGGUGAUUCUCAUUCUGAGAAUAAGAUGGAUGCCGAUGAUGGCUUCAGUAAACCUAGAAAGUACUUGCCACAGAAAAAAGAGGUGAAGAUUGAAGGUAAGAAGAUGGUUGCUGAUGGAAUUGAUGCGUCACAGGGACAGUAUGAUGAUCAUGCUGAUGAUUGGCUACCUGCUGUGAGCAGAAGUACUCAUAGGAGAUUUCUCAGACGGAAAGCCAGGCGUGAAAUGUCCGAGACAUCAUCCAAAAUGGAUGAUUUACAAGAAGCAACUGAAAAUACAGUAGAUGAGAACCUCAACAACUGUCAAUGCGACGAUAUCUCUAUGCACCAUAACCCUGAAGAAAAUACCACGGCGAAUACAGAGGAUGGUAAGGUUUCUGAAGUAAGAGAUGGUGAAGAACAUUUGUCUACGAUUUUGAGUCAGAUGCGUCUCGAAGAAGAUUCUGCAAAAGCUCUUCAAGAUGCCGCAGAUGUAAGCAUUUUCACUGAAGGGCCUGAAUCAAAUGAUACUAAGCAAAACAGUAAUGAAUUAGAAGAUGAUGAAGGGGAGAAUUUUGACACUGCUGAUGGAGGAGUGGAAGAUGCAGAGAUGGACAGCCAGAUGGAUGAGAGCAUCGAGACAUCGUUUGUGGAUGAUAACAGCAGUGAACAGAGUUGGAUGUUAAAAUCCUUGUCUGAGUCGAGCGUGGCCUGCGUGACAGCUGAUUUUGCAAUGCAAAAUGUUAUUCUUCAAAUGGGUUUACGCCUUGUGGCACCUGGAGGAAUGCAGAUCCGUGAGCUGCACAGGUGGGUACUGAAAUGCCAUGCCUGUUAUAAAGUUACGACAGAUGUUGGUAGGAUUUUCUGUCCUAAUUGUGGAAAUGGGGGCACUUUACGUAAGGUAGCAGUGACCGUUGGUGAAAAUGGUAUUGUUAUUGCAGCACGCAGACCACGUGUAUCCUUGCGAGGGACAAAGUUUUCCUUGCCUUUACCUCAAGGGGGUAGAGAUGCGGUUACCAAAAACCCAAUAUUACGCGAGGACCAGCUUCCGCAGAAGCUUCUUUAUCCUAAAACAAAGAAGAAGAACAAGGGGGACGAGAUAUAUACUCCAGAUACUAUUUUCCUCAACCAUACGAGUAAGAAGGCUCCUCUGCAACCCCCUGUUCGCAAGGCACUAGCUGUUUUCAGCGGUAAGAGGAACCCUAACGACAAUCAUUAUUCUCGCGCUAAACAUUAGUUUGAGUUUUUUGAAAUAGCCACUCUUGUGAGUUUACAUUUUUGUACGAGCAAUCUGGGUUUAGAACGUUAGUCCAUUAGAUUAUAUGGUCGAAAGCUGUGAAGAUUAAUGUGUUUACCAAUAUCCAACAUUACAAGUUCUAAGUUUAUGUCACUUGAUAGGUACUUAAUUUUAGUAUGUCAACAUUUUUUUGCUGAUUUAAGUUGGCUUUUCAUAUACACAAAGUGUGACAGGAGUGAAUUAUUUUUGCUUUUAGUUAGAGAAGGUUCAUCUUACCAUUUCUUA